This is a messenger RNA of Miniopterus natalensis, 5701 nucleotides long. It is a transcript of the gene RBPJ, whose product is annotated as recombination signal binding protein for immunoglobulin kappa J region. Gene Ontology annotation, cellular component: nucleus. Gene Ontology annotation, biological process: regulation of transcription by RNA polymerase II. Gene Ontology annotation, molecular function: RNA polymerase II cis-regulatory region sequence-specific DNA binding; DNA-binding transcription activator activity, RNA polymerase II-specific. NCBI's taxonomy places the organism in Eukaryota, Metazoa, Chordata, Mammalia, Chiroptera, Miniopteridae. The record is from RefSeq and is a predicted model, not a curated record.
AUCGCUUGGGUAGGUUUCCAGGGAAGGCAGCGAACAGGAUCCCCUAUUUCGAGGGCGGCGCGAGGCGUCUGGCUCUUCGCGUCGGCUGCGAGGGGAAAAGGAGCGCGGGGGCUGGGUGGAAUCGAGGAGUGAGGAAAAAGGGAAGGGGCGGGGGAGAGGGACCAGGGAAGGCGUCGGGGGAAUCUCGCGAGGGUUGGAGUUUUGGCGAGAGUUUGUGGAAGAUGGCGCCUGUUGUGACAGGUCAUUGAAAUUAUGAGACUAUCAUUCAAAUGGAAGCCUUGUAGUUCUUCGGAACCAUUAUGAUCUCAAAAGGAAAAGAGAAUGAUACAGAUACACUGGCUGAGGUGUUUUGAGGUGCAUCGGAGUGUCCCAGGCUGUGACUUACCUUAACAUGUUCUUGAAGCGCCAUGGCGUGGAUUAAAAGAAAAUUUGGUGAGCGGCCUCCACCCAAACGACUCACGAGGGAAGCUAUGCGGAACUAUUUAAAAGAGCGAGGGGAUCAAACGGUCCUUAUUCUUCACGCAAAAGUUGCACAGAAGUCAUACGGAAAUGAAAAACGGUUUUUUUGCCCACCUCCUUGUGUGUAUCUUAUGGGCAGUGGAUGGAAGAAAAAAAAAGAACAAAUGGAACGAGAUGGUUGUUCUGAACAAGAGUCUCAACCAUGUGCAUUUAUUGGAAUAGGAAAUAGUGAUCAAGAAAUGCAGCAGCUGAACUUAGAAGGAAAGAACUAUUGCACAGCCAAAACAUUGUACAUAUCCGACUCUGACAAGAGAAAGCAUUUCAUGUUGUCUGUAAAGAUGUUCUAUGGCAACAGUGAUGACAUUGGUGUGUUCCUCAGCAAGCGGAUAAAAGUCAUCUCCAAACCUUCCAAAAAGAAGCAGUCAUUGAAAAAUGCUGACUUGUGCAUUGCCUCAGGAACAAAGGUGGCUCUGUUUAAUCGACUUCGAUCUCAGACUGUUAGUACCAGAUACUUGCAUGUAGAAGGAGGUAAUUUUCAUGCCAGUUCUCAGCAGUGGGGCGCAUUUUACAUUCAUCUCUUGGAUGAUGAUGAAUCAGAAGGGGAAGAAUUCACGGUUCGGGACGGCUACAUCCACUAUGGACAAACGGUCAAACUCGUGUGUUCAGUUACCGGCAUGGCGCUCCCGAGACUGAUAAUUAGAAAAGUUGACAAGCAGACCGCGUUACUGGACGCAGAUGACCCCGUGUCACAGCUCCACAAAUGUGCAUUUUACCUUAAGGAUACAGAAAGAAUGUACUUGUGCCUUUCUCAAGAAAGAAUAAUCCAGUUUCAGGCCACUCCAUGCCCAAAAGAACCAAAUAAAGAGAUGAUAAAUGAUGGAGCUUCCUGGACAAUCAUUAGUACGGAUAAGGCAGAGUAUACUUUUUACGAGGGGAUGGGCCCUGUCCUGGCCCCUGUCACACCUGUGCCUGUCGUAGAGAGUCUUCAGUUGAAUGGCGGUGGGGACGUCGCAAUGCUUGAACUUACAGGACAGAAUUUCACUCCAAAUUUACGAGUGUGGUUUGGGGAUGUAGAAGCGGAAACUAUGUACAGAUGUGGAGAGAGCAUGCUCUGUGUCGUCCCAGACAUUUCUGCAUUCCGAGAAGGUUGGAGAUGGGUCCGGCAGCCAGUCCAGGUUCCAGUAACUUUGGUCCGAAAUGAUGGAAUCAUUUAUUCCACCAGCCUUACCUUUACCUACACACCAGAACCGGGGCCUCGGCCACAUUGCAGUGCAGCAGGAGCAAUCCUUCGAGCCAACUCAAGCCAAGUGCCCCCUAAUGAAUCAAACACAAACAGCGAGGGAAGUUACACAAGCGUCAGCACAAAUUCAACCAGUGUCACGUCAUCCACAGCAACAGUGGUAUCCUAACUACCGUCUUGUUGCCAGGACUUAAACUGACUCUAGUGUGGCAAAAUGUUGACAAAGAGAGAGAGAGAAAAGUGAACAAUCUUUUGUGGUUUCUUGGGAAAACUUUUCAUACCAGGUGAUACUAUUCAAAAGCCCCAUUACCUGCAAGUGCUGAUUUGAAGUGCAGAAGCCACAGUAAAACAAACAGAAAAAACAUCAAAAUGUACAAACUAUUGGAAAUCGAUUUUUUUCAGCUGUUAUUUUUGGUUGGUUUUUGUUUGUUUUUGUUUAAAUGGGCAAGAAGUAGAGAUGUGGCUGGAGUAAAAGUUAAUGGAACUAGAAGACACAAAUCUAACAUAGUUUUUAUGGACCAAGGAACUUGUAUAAGCUUUAGUAAAGGUACAUUUUCACCAUGCCUUUUUUAUCCCGCCAUGUGUAGUACACCUUUGUUACCAAAUAGGUUCUUGUCCCUGCCCUCUGAGCUUUUGCUCGCAAGUGCAUUCAGGCUGCAAGCCUGAUCGUGCUUGCUGAGUCUCCUUACCAUACUCUUCCAGGUUUUUAUGGUCUAAGGCUGGAACUGUUCUUUUUUUUUUUUUUUUAAAGCUUAAAUCUUAUGACUCUUCAUGAGUUGAAAUUGUUUUGAUUUCAGCAAGUCAGAUCUUGUAAAGGCCUACAUACUUUUUUUAAGAUUAUAUGAAGUCUGUGCAAAAGCUUUAAGAAAUGCCUCUGCCUUGCCUGCAAUACAUGCAACGUACGUGAACUAGUCUCCAUUCUCAGACAUUUGGCAAUUUUUCUGUGUUUUCUUUAAAAAAAAAAAAAGUAUUUAUAGCGGUUAUCCAAGUGGUUCUAACAUUUACAUGGAAUUAAAUGUAGCCAUUUGGUCAUAAUGCGUUAGUGGCAUAGAACAUGUUGAAGUGUUCUCUCCCCUACCCCAUCGUACAUGUGUCGCCAUGUUUCAGGAUGUGUUCAGGUUCCCCUCCCUCCUGAUCUUGUACAUAACUUGUAUUAUGUGUAAGUUAAACAUUUUAUUUUGAACUUGUAAUGUUCCCAGUGAUUUCAUUCAGUAGGGUGUUUUCUGCCUUCUUGGCACAUAAUAAAAAAUCAUAGAAGUGUUUGCUACCAGGUGGUAGAUGGUGCCCUUAUUGUAUGAGGAAAAUCUCAGCAAAAGCAUGUUUUUAUUUACUUUUUUUUUGGUAGCCUAGUCCAAGAUGUCAUUGUAACCUUAAAACAAGAUGCUCUUAUUAGAUGGUGAACUAAAAUAGCUGGAAGGCAGUACUUUAGAAACAGAUAGUUGUGAGAUUAUAAAAAUGCAAGUGUAACUUAUCUUUCUGUUUCUCUCUCUGCUUUUUUUUUUUUUUUUUCCCUUUGGUCUUUCCCAGAGCUGAGCGUCUCCACAAAUGUCUCCUACUCAGAAAACAGAAAACAUUUCUUUACCCUUCACUUAAGAUUUGGUUGCAUUGGGGCUGUGCUGGCCUUGCGGGCUAAGCUCACCGUUUCACAUUGCUUCCACUUCUGUACUUUGGUCAUGCCUCUGUUCAGUUCCUUAGAAAUUGCAGCAGACUUGUUGGACUACAUUUAGUACAGGAACCAUGUGUGCAAUGUUGUAGGACACAGCCUGGUAACACAAUCAUCCUUCUUAGAGUAAAAACUACCUCUAGACUGUGGUAAGCUUUUUACUGUCCCAUAAAACAGGAGCCAAAGUACCUUAUGAACGCAAAACUGUAAGUUCAGUAUUUCCAUACAGAACAUUGUCUUUCUGGUGUCCUGGGCUAUUUUGAAAAAGUUUCCAUCAGUAGAUUUUUUCAACAUCGCUAGUAGCAUUUUUUUUUCCAGCUUUGCUAUCGUCACUUAUUCUUUUGCUCAGACUAUGUCAUUGUAAAUACGAUUCCUAACAUCUUUAAAUCACUUUUCCUCAGUUUUCAAGGGGAAGUCAUUUAUUUGUAAAGCACGUAAGUGGUUAAAUCAGAGUUACUGUGGUUUUCUCUUUCUGCAAGCCUUUUUAAUUACCGCAGGCUGUAUUAGACUAUAUAUAGCCUUCUCUCCAGAUCUGCUCUAGUCACUAGCUUCUCUCUUGUAAGCUAAUCCCGCCUCACUCUUUAAAUCGUGUCAGUGAUCAAGGGCAGAAUUCAGUGUGGCCUUAUUAUCUCUCUUUGUUUUCACUGUUUACUGGCUUUUUCUUACAGACUUGCUUAUUUCUGAGUAGUAUUUAUUCCCUCUGUUGAGUCAUGCCAGCAGCCUUUACACAGGGCUUUCUGUUCAGUGUACAGAUAUUUUCAGUCCUGCUUUGUUUUUAAUGGUUCACAAGUUUCUCCACUUCGCAGGUUUGGUAUUUGGUUACAAAGUUACAUUAAAUUAACUGAUAUCAGAUGAGCUACUUCUGAAGAACAAACUAUUUUCCCCCCAGCUUUGCAGCUCAAAAUAAUUCUUCAAGUUUAUUAAAAUUAACUUUCGCUUUUCUGUUAUUUAAGUAUAUCUUAUUUCUGCUGUUUCUUUUAAUAAGAUAUUUGAAAUAUUAGCCUAUAAACUCUUCCUGUUUGUUUUUCUGAAAGUCCAAGAAUAUACUUACAUAGGCAUUUCCCCUGCUAUAUUUUGUCAUUCUGCACACCACAAACUAAAGACUGAAAUGAUUUGUCUGUUGUAGUUACUGUUAAAGCAGUUCUUUUGUCAGCUGCUUAAAAAAAUCUUUUUCAUGGAUUUGUAAAUCAUUCUAGUGUUUAAUUUAUAGGAGCCUUGCCCUCUCUUUGUAGCAGAAGGUUGGUCUCCCUCCCCCACGGUGGCUUUGUUAGAGAUGCCAGUCAUUUUCCAUCGUGAAGACUCUUAGAAUGGCAACCACUUCAGUUAAAGGAUAGUAUGUUUGAGUUCUUGAUUUUUAAAUUCUGUUUUAGAAGUGUAUUUUAUGCUCUCAUGAUUCUAUGCAGUUUCUAAAAAUAUGCAUAGAAGCUGAGUCUCAUCCAGUAUGUUUUAUUAGUUCCAUUGAAUUGAUCACACAUUGGGAAGGCAAGCUAAAGGCUUUAAAUGGAAAAUGAAAAUGGCCCUUUGAUUUUGAAUGACUUCAGAAUUGAACACUAGUGUAAUAUUUAACCUGCUGCUGACUUUCCUUAAACUGUGGCAACUGAAGGCAUCUUCAUAUUUAUAUUAAUUAGUGAACUGUUUGUCUCUCUUACUGCACAGACUUAUUUGCGAUCAUAACUGGUUAGUUUUUUUAUUUUUCUAAUGAAACUGGUACUAUCUGUGCCCUCACAAAAAAUUCCCAAUGCAGUUUUUGAAAACUAAACUAAUUAGUCAUGUUUAACCAGAUAAUCCAUGGGGGAGGGAGGUUCCCUUUUGAAACAAAAUGCUACUCAAUCAUUAACCAAGUUACUUACUUUUGAUUUUGAAAGCAGCUGUUUCUGAGGAGUACUGAACAAAUGUGUGUACUUUUCUGUGCCAGACUUUUGACUUUGUUUCAAGCACUGUAAUGUGGGUUGGAUGGUUAGAAACAAUAAUAUAUUAGGGUUUCUAUUUAACCCUUUCAGGACUGAACUGUAUCCCCUUCAUUAAUUUUCCCUGUGUUGUGAUAAAUGUUUGCCAGCAUUCAGUACUGUGUUGGUCCAAAUGUAGGUUAAUAUGCUCAUUUUUAGCUUAUUUCUUGUACCUUGCAGCAUGCUCUACACAUUCAGUCCUUAAGGGGUUUAUUUUACAAACUGUGCGCCUGUAAGGUUUGUUAGCAAUAAGAUAGAAAAUUGAGCAAGUUUAUACCAUAAUUUUGUAGAAAAAAAGAAUCUGCUCAGUUCAAUAUUUCAUUCAUGAGAAACCUGCAAUACGGGCAGUUUCAAGGAAUAAAUAAAAAGGAAAUGUAAACCAUUGUAAAAGUC